Messenger RNA from Ostreobium quekettii, 879 nucleotides. The record is from the annotation of a GenBank genome assembly. Lineage: Eukaryota; Viridiplantae; Chlorophyta; Ulvophyceae; Bryopsidales; Ostreobiaceae.
AUGGUGAACGCCCAGUUGCCUCCGCCGGAGCCCGACCUCCCCGAGAUACUGGUUGUGGGCGCGGAGCAGGUGGGCAAGUCCACGCUCGUCAGGUCCCUCAUCUCCUCGCCAGACGGCACCCACGCCUCCCCUCCCGUCUGGCACAUCCGCACGAAGUACUACACCGCGCGGGCCGCCCUGCGCGCUGCCCGGAUCGACGCCGCCGACUCAUCGACCGCCGCGGUCCCCGAGGCGAUCCUGAUGGUGAUCGACGCGACGAGGGAGUCGACAUUUUUGUCUUUGCGCCCCUGGGUGGGAUCUCCUGCUGGAGAUCGCGCGGCUGUUGUUCUGCUGGUGGCCAACAAGAUGGACGCGGUGAGAGAGGAGAGGCCAGACUGGCUGGAUGCCGCCGCGGAGUGGGCCGGCCGGGAGAUGGUCGAGUACGUGGAGGUGUCAGCGGGGGACGGGGAGAUUGACGCGGGGCUGGAGCGGUGGGGGGAGGGGCAGGGGAUGGAUCGCGUUCGGUCUGCACUGCAGGCGCACAUGUGGCCAGGGAUGGAGAUGGCGCCGCGGCAGGGUUUGGCGCCGAUCGGGGGAGAGGGGGGAUCGGGGAUUGGGGGCGAGGGGGAGGGGGACGCGCUGGAGGAGUUUGAGAGGAUGCUGAGGGAGGAUGCGGAAGAGGGGGAAGGGGAAGGGGAGAGGGCGCGGGGUGAGCCGCUGGGGAGAGGGCACGUGGAGGGGGAGGAGGCGCUGGAUGCGUUCGAGAGGCUGCUGGAGGAGGGGCUGUCAGGCAUGCGGGAGCGCAUUGCCCAGCUUCCAGAUGCUGAGCGCAGAGAUGCAGCAGCAAAAGUGGCCCUGCGGCUGGCCGAGAUGCUUGAUGACGAUUCUGAUGGUGCCUGA